Molecule: messenger RNA, 1944 nt
Organism: Dictyostelium purpureum
Lineage: Eukaryota; Evosea; Eumycetozoa; Dictyosteliales; Dictyosteliaceae
Exons: 3
Coding region: 1-1944 (647 amino acids)
Biological process (GO): regulation of DNA-templated transcription
Molecular function (GO): DNA binding
Source: RefSeq, a predicted model, not a curated record
AUGAUAAAUUAUUGUAGUAAUAAUAAUAAUAGUAAUAAUAGUAGUAAUAUUAAUAUUUGUAAUAGUAUUACAAAUAAUCAAACAGCUAAUCAACAUGAUUAUAUUGCAACUACCACAAGUUUAAUUGGUUCACAAACAAAAGAAGAACUGGAUUUAAAUGAAAACAAUAACAACCAAAGUAGUAACAACAAUAACAAUAUUAGAAAUAAUAGCAACACACCAACAUUUAUUUCAAAUGAAUUUAGUAAUCCUUCCUCUUCAAUAAUUUAUCCAAUCCCAAGUUUAAUAUUAAAUAACUUUAUAAAUAAUAAUAUUAAUGAUACCAAUAAUAAUCAAAAUUGUAAUAAAAAUAAUAUUAGUAUUGAAAAUCAACUUCCAGUUUUUGAUGGCAAUAUCACACCAAUAUAUACACCAUCAACUACACCGAAUCUACCAUCAGAUUUAAAGACUGAAACCCAAAUUUUUAUAUCACCUCCACAAACGUUUCUACAAUACCAGCCACUUCAAUUAAUCCCAACACAACAACAAUUCUCUUUCCUUCAACUCCCACAACAAUUUUUAUCACCUCUCUUCCCUCAAAACCAACCUCCAAUGUAUUCAUUUCAAAACAAUUAUCAUGCAUCACCCAUUCAGAUUACUAGUUUACCCUAUUCGCCUCCAAAUUCACAAGCCAAUAUUUCUCUUGCUUAUGAUAGCGAUAAAACAGCCCUAAAAGAUAAAAACAAUGAUAAUAAUGAUAACAUUAAUUUAGAUAGCAGUAAAAAUAUUAUCGAUAAUAAUAAUAAUAAUAAUAUUAUUAAUAAUAAUAAUAAUAAUGAUACUAAUAUUAAUAAUAAUAAUAAAAAAAAAGAUAAAGAUAACAGUAAAAGAAAAAGAGAUAGAGAUUGUGAUAAUAGUGAAAACAAUUUAGAGUCACUCAAUGAACUAUCAACUACCAAAAAUACAAGCAGAAGAGGCAAUAGAAAUAACACCAAUAAUAAUAGCAUUAUUAAUGGAAAUAACAUUUUAAAUAUUAACUAUCUUGAUAUUAUUAGAGAAAAACAAGAAUUAAUUAAAAUCAAAAUUGAAAAACUUACAAACCAAUAUCAAGAUAUUGAUAGGUCCAGAAAAGAAUUUUUAAAAGAAUUUUUUGAAAAUCCAAUAAUGUGUGGAAAGAGCAAAGAACAAGUAAGGGAUGAUAGCGAAACCAAUAAUGAUAGCGAUACUGAUAGUAAUAAUAAUAAUAAUAGUAAUAAAGGUUGUGGUGAUGGUAUUAUUAUUGGAUUUAAAGAUUUUAGCAAAUUAAAUUUUAAAUCAUUAGAUUAUUCAUUAGAUAAUUAUAUUCAACAAGAACGUAUCGAUAUCAGAAGUCCAAUUAUUAAAAAGAGUGUUGACAAUUUAAAAAAGAUUUUUAUUAAAGAGAUAAAGACCAUCGAAUUAUUACGAUCAGAUCAUUUACAACUCAUUCAAUCCAUUCAAUCCAUUCAAUCGAUAAUUAGACCAAACCUUUUCAACGAUCAAGAUAAAAUAGUCCAAAAAAACCAUUUAUUUGGUUUUUUUGCAUUAUUAAUUUCACAUCAAAAAUGUUUGGCAUUCGAUUUCCUCUACCAGCUAAGACCCCAAAAUAUGGACCAUACAAUUCCAUCAACAGUAUCAACAUUGGAUCUCAACUCUUCUACCUCUUCCUCUCCAGAUCAACAACCAAAUGAUGAAUCCUUAGGCUCUGUAAACUAUCUAUCAACUUUGAAAAAGAAUCGUAGAACUUUAAAUGAAAAUUAUAAAAAAUUCAUUACAAAUUAUUUUAAAAAUAACUCUGAUCAUCCAUAUCCAACCGAAGAGGAAAAAAUUAUAAUUUCAGCAUUAGUAGAUUUAUCAAAGUAUCAACGUAAUAACUGGUUUAGUAAUAAAAGAAGUAGAGAAAAAAAUAAUAGAAUCACAAAUUUAAAAAAACAAAAAGAAAAUUAA